AUGGGUCCUGAAGUCCCCGUGCACAUACUCGCUACAAAGCAAAACCUCUUGUUCCACCCUCAGGAUGCAGACCGAUUACGACUCCUAGCCCCUCAAUGGCACAAGCCAGCCACAUGUGGUCUGCCGAUCAGCCAAGCUUCUACAUCUCCCGAUCUUGACCCUGGACUCAAGGGUUAUGUGGUUUGUGCUGAGAAAAGCAAAAGAGGGGGAGAGGUCACAGACCCGAUAUGA
This is a messenger RNA of Penicillium pulvis, 231 nucleotides long. RefSeq lists its product as uncharacterized. The coding region runs from base 1 to 231 and encodes 76 amino acids. The transcript has a single exon. Lineage: Eukaryota; Fungi; Ascomycota; Eurotiomycetes; Eurotiales; Aspergillaceae. The record is from RefSeq and is a predicted model, not a curated record.